Messenger RNA from Alosa sapidissima (American shad), 6237 nucleotides. It is a transcript of the gene iqsec3a, whose product is annotated as IQ motif and Sec7 domain ArfGEF 3a. Gene Ontology annotation, biological process: actin cytoskeleton organization; regulation of ARF protein signal transduction. The transcript is spliced from 15 exons. Gene Ontology annotation, molecular function: protein binding; guanyl-nucleotide exchange factor activity. NCBI's taxonomy places the organism in Eukaryota, Metazoa, Chordata, Actinopteri, Clupeiformes, Clupeidae. The record is from RefSeq and is a predicted model, not a curated record. The coding region runs from base 149 to 3859 and encodes 1236 amino acids.
GCAUCCUCAGCGUAAACAGCUGAGAGUCACAGCAUCCGGAAAAGGUUGAGCCACCGCUUCUCGGCUACAUCGACUGAAAAUCAGACCUAAAUAGUCAUAUUCUCAUUAUUCGAGUUAGCGAAGCUGUUUCUUUAAAAUAGCAAACGAUAUGGAAAGCCUUCUAGACAAUCCUAUGAAAGCAGUGCUGUACUUGAAGGAAUUGACUACCAUUGUGCAGAACCAGCAGAGUCUCAUACAGACGCAGCGACAGAGAAUUGACGAGCUCGAGCGUAAGGUAGAGGAUUUGAUCGGCGAAAACCGACAGCUGCGAGAACCAAAUCAGUUUUUCCAUCACCAUCAUCCAUCUCCAGGAAGCCCUACUACGCAACCUCCCGUGCACCUUCAGCAGCAGUCGGCCCCCGGAAAAGUGAUUCUUCCAGGUCAGACUUUGCAGCCAGUUUCCUUUCAGUCGCAGCCUCCGCAACAUCCUGCUCCACCACCACCGACUCUCCAUAAUCCGCAGCACCUGCAAUUGGUGCUAACCUCCCCACCAUCUCCAAAAACGGGUCAGCCCAGCCCUGCGCAAGAGGACAAACGGAGCCCGUGCUGCACAUCUUUGGUUCCACAAACUCCAUCGACCCUCGGCCGCUCACUGGGGCUUGCCAGGAAGGCCGAGAAUCAGACUGUCUUGCACCAGUUUUGCUGCCCUGCCCCUGAUGCCGUUGAGGUCGACUCUCAGUCCUGUGUUCCCAGUGAGGUUGAGGCACCGCACCCAGAAGGUGCUGUGAGGGAGGCCAGCGCUGCCGUGCAUGAAGGAGGCUCUGAGGAGACACAGCAGGAAGUGGGCAGCGCUAUAUUUACAAAAACAGGAGAGGGAAGUGAAGGAGUUGGCUUUGAGUACAAACAGGAGCAGACCGAGCAGGAGCUGCAGGGGAAUGAGGAGGAGAAGGACGAGGAUGUAAAGUUGGAUGAAGAUAAGGCAAAGCUGAAUGUGGAAGAGCAGGAGCAGGAGCAGCAGCCACACCAGCAGGAAGAUGAAGAGGAGGGGGGAGGAGGCUGUUGGGGUGCAGGGAGAAGAGCCAGUCUGCACCACACAGCAUCUCCCAUACGAGUGCAAAGGAACAGCACCUGCUCCCAUGCUCAAUCUGUGGCUGACUAUGAACUCUCACUUGACCUCAAAAACAAGCAGAUCGAAAUGCUAGAGCACAAAUAUGGGGGUCAUCUCAUCUCUCGCCGUGCCGCCUGCAAGAUCCAGACAGCCUUCCGCCAGUACCAGCUCAGCAAGAACUUUGAGAAGAUCCGCAACUCGUUGCUGGAGAGCCGCCUGCCACGUCGCAUCUCGCUGCGCAAAGUGCGCGUGCAGAAUACAGAGGGCUUCUCAGCUGAGCGGGCGCUGGCAGAGGGAUGUGGGUUGGCGGGUCUUCCCUUGGCACGCUCCCCAUCCUUACCAGCCACUGUUGGGGGGACUCUUACAGAUCUAGAGGAUUCUUUUAAUGAACAAGUGCAGUCACUGGCCAAGUCCAUUGAUGAUGCGCUUAGUAAUUGGAGCCUGAAGACUAUAUGUUCUCUCCAGGAUGGUAGCACAUAUCAAUUUAGUAGUGAUAGCUUCAGCUCAGUGCGGACACAUCAGGGUCUUGGAGAAGAAGGAGACAUGUUGAACCCGACAGCGCUCCAAAGCCACAUAACAACACAGGUAGAGAAUCAUGAAAAUGUGUCUCGCAAUACCAGCAAGUUGAUGAUGGCUUUUCGGGAUGUGACCGUGCAGAUUGAUAGCCAGAACUUCCACAUGUCAUCCUCUGUGAUGGAGUCCUCUACUUCUGUGUCACUGGGAAAUUUUGUCCAACUGGGAGAUGCAGGGGAAGAUCCAAGAGAUUCACAAUUCAUGCCAAAAGAGAAUACUGUGGCAGCAGAACAGCAGCAGCUUCUAGCUAACCGCGAGGAACCAACUCUUGUUGUGCCAGAGACUGAGGAGGUCCUGGAUGGAGAUUUUCCUGCACCUCCAUCCAUUGUGGAAGAGAUUGUGGAGGAAGAACAGCCACAGCAGGAAGAGAAACCUCUUCUAGUACCUCUAGUCUUAGAGAAAGAAGAGGUUUCAGAGGAGGAAUUCACAAUAAAAAGCACACACGACUCCUCCACUGCUGUAGCACCUCCACAGGCAGUAAGUGGUGGUAUAAGCACAUCUCCGGUAUUAGAGGUGCUGGAAUCCAAGCACAGUGAAUUAGAGGCAACAGACAACAGCUCAGAACAGAUGAGCAGUAGCAGCACAUCAACUUCUGCCCGCUCUGCCUCUGAGGCUUCAUCCAAAGAAGCCCUUCAGACUAUGAUCCUCAGUCUACCACGUUAUCACUGUGAGAACCCAGUCAGUUGCAAGUCCCCCACGCUUUCCACUGACAUUAUGCGGAAGCGUCUCUACCGCAUUGGCCUCAACCUUUUCAACAUAAACCCAGACAAAGGCCUUCAGUUCCUCAUCUCUCGUGGCUUCAUUCCAGACACACCCAUUGGUGUGGCCCAUUUCCUUCUUCAGAGGAAAGGUCUAAGUCGACAGAUGAUUGGAGAGUUUCUAGGCAACAGCAAGAAGCCCUUCAACCGAGAUGUGCUUGAUUGUGUAGUGGAUGAGAUGGACUUUUCGGGGAUGGAAUUGGAUGAGGCACUAAGAAAAUUCCAGGCACAUAUUCGAGUUCAAGGAGAGGCACAAAAGGUGGAGAGACUUAUUGAGGCCUUCAGCCAACGCUACUGCAUGUGUAACCCAGAUGUGGUACAGCAAUUCCAUAAUCCAGACACCAUCUUCAUCUUGGCUUUUGCCAUCAUUCUCCUCAACACAGAUAUGUACAGCCCCAACAUUAAACCUGACCGUAAGAUGAUGCUGGAGGAUUUCAUCCGGAACUUGAGAGGUGUGGAUGAUGGAGCUGAUAUACCACGGGAUACGGUUGUAGGUAUUUAUGAGCGUAUACAGCUGAGGGAACUACGCUCCAAUGAGGAUCAUGUCACCUAUGUCACCAAGGUGGAGCAAAGCAUCGUUGGAAUGAAGACAGUGCUCUCAGUACCCCAUAGGCGACUUGUCUGCUGCAGCCGACUCUUUGAAGUAGCUGAUGUAAACAAGGCUCAAAAACAGGCUGCCCAUCAGAGGGAGGUCUUUCUUUUCAAUGACCUCAUUGUGAUCCUGAAGCUGUGUCCAAAGAAGAAGAGUCCUGCAGCCUACUCCUUUUGCAAAGCCAUGGGACUGUUGGGCAUGCAGUUCCACCUGUUUGAGAAUGAGCAUGGAAUCCCUACGGGCUACUCUGUGGUGAUGCCAAAGAAUGAUGAUUACUCCCAUGGCAUCACAAUCUUAUCUCCAUUUUCUGGUCUUGACAAGAAGCAGACCUUGAAUUUCUGUGCUCAGAGUGCAGAGGAACUGCUGAAAUUUGUGGAGGACCUGAAGGAGUCUAUUGCUGAGGUGUCUGAGAUGGAGCAGAUACGAAUUGAAUGGGAACUUGAGAAGCAGCAGGGGAUGAAGCUGCACUCAGCCAAGAGCAACAGCAGCCAGUUUGAAAUGCGAGACAGACAGGGCUUCCCAUCAGGAAGGCGGGAUUUUGAUGACAAGAGUGGAAAUGGUGCAGUAGAGGUGUCAAUUCACAACAGGCUUCAGAAGUACCAGUUCAACAACCCAUGGAGCCUUGAGAGCACCUCAUGGAGAGCACCCCAUGGAGCCCUAUCUAACCAGCAGGGGGAGCCUUUGCAGUUGCAAUGCCAGUCUCAACAACUCUCAGCAUCCACUUCACCAGCCCACAUCCAUCAUCCGGUUUCCCUGCAUAAGCUGCAGCCAAACACCCUCAUCCAUUGUCAACAGAUUGUGAAGGUGAUCAUCCUGGACAAGAGUGGCCAAGUGUGCGUGGAAGCCUAGAACAGUUGUAGUAGUCCCUCACAGCACCAGCUUAUCCAGUGUAUGGUGCUGCACAACUGUGCUCACCCAACAGGAGUGGAUCCUCACAGAGGAGGAACAGCUCCCAGCCUCCCUUCCCCCCCUCCACCACCCCCUAACAACUUCCACCAUCAGUACAUUCCCUCUUAUCCACAGCUUGGCUCACAGGACAUUAUGUGAUGCCCUUCCAACACAUCACAACCAAAUGAAACUGUGUACAUAUAUAGAACAUAUAGAACAUCAAUAACAUCUACAUACUGUGUAUUUAUUGAAAUUUCAAGAAGGAAAAAAAUGAUAUAAGUAAUAAUGAAAGUAUUUGCAUAAUAUUUGCAGACCAUAUAUGAAGUUAAAAUAGUUGAUAAAAUGAAAGCUUGAUUUAUCUGUAUUUUUAAAAAAUUAAGUAGUUUAGAUUUUUUUGUCUUAUAUGUCUUGUUCAUUAUCAAAUUUUUGACAUAGAUAUCAGUCCAAAAUGAAUUACUGCAUUACACCCUGAAAAUACAAGGAAAUAUUUAAUUCUCUUCAUACUCUUCUGUAUACAGAUCUUGAACUUUGACACAUCCAGAGUUGUAUACCUGGACACAAUAUUAUCUCUGUACUGUUGAUUAUUAACUCCUUUAUUCUCUCAAUCACACAGGACUUUUUUCCCUUCUCCAUUCACUCAGUGAAAUCAAUUUUAUAAAAUCUGGGCGGCAAACCUUGUGUUAGCAUAGUGGAGUUGUGGUGGCUUAUUCCCUAUGAGCCAUAUUCGGGCUUAUUCCCUAUGAGCCGUAUUCUCCCCAGUGUGCAAGUCAAGCACUUGUCAGCCUAUGCUUGUCGUCUUAAGUCUGCAAUUUGCACAACAUUGAAGGCAUGUGUGUGCUUCGGGCAGAGCAACCCCAAAAUCAGAGUGUAAAUAUUAUUUUUGUGUAUGUUGCCCUUGACUUAGCUUUUGAGCUAUACACCUCUGAGGGCUGUAGUGAGUAAAGUGCCACUACAAGGACAACAACAUAUCACAUUGAGGUCAGCAGUAGGCCUACAGUAGUUCUAAUAUUAUUAUUAGAACUGUCAUAGUUAACAUGAUAAUAAUGCGUCAACCCAAUCUCACUCACACUGUUAAAAAAUGUGCGCCAUUAACACAGGUUCUAACAAAUAGCCAGUCUGCACGGAAGCAGCCACAGUGUCAAGUCAAGGGAUUCUGAUGAUGUGCACUCCAUUAAAAUACCAUUUCUGUGUGAGAUGGCAUAUAGCCAACUGCCAGUUUUGUUGAUCUUUAAAUGAAUAAAGGUGUUAAGUAUCUGAUAGCAGGUUAUAAUUACACAUUGUUAUGAUUAGAUUUUUACAGGCAUACUAGCAUUAUAUCUCUUGGUAGAUCUAUAAAGAGGAGGAUUUUCAUUGCUCUCCUGUAUGUUUACAGCCUGGUUACAUUUCAGCAAAUUGAUAUUUUCCCAAAUAAUAUUAUGCAUAUAAUGUAAAUGCUUAAAAUAGGUUCAUUAUAAAAAAAAAAACAGAAACAGACAAUAAUAUGAAAUCAAAGCCUAUAUAUCGGACAUGUAUUUUGUCUAUAUGCACUAUUCAUGCAGUUCAAUCAUGUUCUGCAGAACAAUGUCUCUAUAAUAGUCAAUAAAUGUUAUAUCAUUGAAAAGAUCUCAUUCUUAUCUUUCACCUGACAUGAACUUGUAAUACUAUUUUUUCUUAGAUCUUCAUUUAAGUAGUAUUGCCUUUUUCAAAAUGUCCUUGGUGAAAAGAAUUCUGCUGGGGUGUAAAGGGUUAAUUGCAUGUAAAAUUGUAAGGAGCUCGAAGUGUUAUUAUUGCAAGAUUGCUUUUGUAUAUCCAGAGAAUGUGUGCCCAUUUUACUAAAUUUUUUACUAAUAUUUUGCUGAAUUGUGCUCUCAUUUCACUAGAUUGGUUGUUACAUAGGGCACUCCUUUUAAUAGUGUGCUUGUUUGUAGCAUGCUUAUUUUACAUAAAAUUAAAUGAAAGCACCAUUUGGUAAAAUGAGUGCACAAUUUAGCAAACAAAGCCAGAAUUUAGUAAAAUGUGUGUAAUAUUUAGUCAAAUGAAGACAUUAUUUAGGAAAAUGAGUGCACAAUCUAGUAAAACAAGAGCACAAUUUAGUAAAAUGAAUGUACAGUUUAGUAAAAUUUUGUGUAUAUCGAUUUUUACAAUUUAGUAAAAAUUGAUAUACACAAAAAAUAUCUUGCAAUGACACUUUCUGGGUCUGUAGAACCUGAUUUCCCAAUAAUGUAAUAAAAAAAACCUUAUAACUCCAAAAAACAUGUAAUAAUACCUGAUAAUGUAAUAAUCCCUGAUAAUGUAAUAAAGUGCAUUUCCCAAUAAAAUAAUUAUCUCUGAACCAGUAAUGUAACAAAUUAUUACAUUAA